AUGAGCAGACAUAGUGAAAGUCUUGAACAAGAAGAGUUUGGACCUGAAGCGCAAUAUUUCGAAAACGACGAAAACCAGCCCAAUGCUCCUAAUCUUGGCCAAAUAGUCAAUGAGCUUGACUAUUUACACGAAGUAAGUUAUUUUAAAAAAAUAGCUAAUUAAAAAAACUUUUUUCUUAUUUUUUUCAAGAAAAAAAUGUGGUAUGAAAAAAAGAUCAGCGAAAAUUCAUACGGCGACUUUUUUUCGAUAUCGCUAGGGAACUUUCCGACGGUUUUUUUCCGCCGAAUCUUUUUCCGACUUUUUUUCUCGAUGAAUUUUUUUGUUCUGAAUCUUACCAUGUAAAAGUAGGCAAGUUAAUCAUGAAUAAAAAUACAAAAGAAAUAUGAAAAAAAUGUUGAUAGAUCUUUUAUAAACUAAAAAAAUAUAAGCGAAAAAAAGGUCUGAAAAAAAGAUUUGGCGUAAAGGUGGCUGUCGGAAAGUUUCCUAGCGAUACGAAAAAAAUUGGAAAAGUCGCCGUUCAAAUUUUUCGCUGGUCUUUUUCCAUGCCACCGAUGGUUUUUUUCAUAAAAUUCUGAGCGCCAAAAAUUUAUUUAUUUUUUUAAUUUGAAAAAUUCUUUUGACUUGAAUAUUCAGCCGCUUUUAGUCUUGAGAUAUUCGCAUUUCGUUCAACUGAUUAGGUGCGUCACGUCGUCUAUACGGCAUCGUAUAGUUUUUGAAUUUUCGACUCAGCUGUUCGCGAAAAAAUAAUUCGUUUCAGCGUAUCAGCACUCUUACCGAAAUUGUGGAGGCAAACAAUUCAAAGAAAAUGAAUAAGGUAAUCGAUCGGAAUUAUUUUUGUACAUCGAAACAUUUUCCAGAGAAAUUUCUACAAAACGAAGCAUGAUCUCAAGUUUUUGGAAGAAUAUUGCCGUCAAAACGGUUACAAAACAUUUGAAGUGGAAGUCGUAGGUUCAUCAAGGAAAGUGUCUCUAGCUGAGUAUCUUAUUCACCGCUCGCGUACGGGCACCGGUAUCGGCCAGGCGAGAUGGUAUUAUCAUGCCAUGAAAAUUAUUCUUUCAGCGGUAGUAACACUUUCAUGCUAAAAAAUUUUCAUAAUCAUGUUUAGGUAAUUACUCAGGAUAAUUGGAAAAUUGCUUUUGUGAGCAGUUCCUCGAGUGCUUUCAAACUGGCUCAAAAGAGCGGAGGUGCCAUCGUCAUUCCUAAAAAAACUAUAGACACGAUAAUUGGUUAGUAGUUUUGAAAAAAAAUUCUUUAAAGCUUUAUAGAGAUGCUGUUGAUCACUUCUGACGUAUCAAAAAAAACUGAAGAUCAACGAAGCUAUUUUUGCAAGAACUUAUAUGAGUGCAUGAAAAGAAGUCCUGUAAGUUUUUUUCUUAUAUGUAUCUCUCAUUCUUUAAUGAAGGGCAAACUUUCGACGCGGCAGAAUAG
Messenger RNA from Caenorhabditis auriculariae, 1428 nucleotides. The record is from the annotation of a GenBank genome assembly. NCBI's taxonomy places the organism in Eukaryota, Metazoa, Nematoda, Chromadorea, Rhabditida, Rhabditidae.